CCCGCGCCCGCGCCCGGCUCCGCCCGCCGCCCGCUCGCCCCGCGCCGCCGCCCAUGGUGCUGCCCGGCCCGCCCGGCAUGGCCCGCUCCGAGGAGGUGCACCGCCUCACCGAGAAUGUCUACAAGACAAUCAUGGAGCAGUUCAACCCCAGCCUCAGGAAUUUCAUUUCUAUGGGGAAGACCUAUGAAAAAGCCUUAGCAAGCAUGACCUACGCAGCCAAGGGGUACUUUGAUGCUCUGGUGAAGAUGGGAGAGUUGGCCAGCGAAAGCCAAGGAUCAAAAGAAUUGGGGGACGUGCUCUUCCAGAUGGCAGAGGUGCACAGGCAGAUCCAGAACCAGCUGGAGGAGAUGCUCAAGUCCUUCCACAACGAGCUCCUGACGCAGCUGGAGCAGAAGGUGGAGCUGGACUCCCGCUACCUGAGUGCUGCGCUGAAGAAAUACCAGACGGAGCAGAGGAGCAAGGGGGACUCCCUGGACAAGUGCCAGGCUGAGCUGAAGAAGCUGCGCAAGAAGAGCCAGGGCAGCAAGAACCCCCAGAAGUACUCGGACAAGGAGCUGCAGUACAUCGAAGCCAUCAGCAACAAGCAAGGGGAGCUGGAAAACUACGUCUCCGAUGGCUACAAGACAGCUCUGACGGAAGAGAGGAGACGGUUCUGCUUCCUGGUGGAGAAGCAGUGCGCGGUGGCCAAGAGCGCCAUCACCUACCACGCCAAGGUGAGUGGGACCCGCUGGCCUGGCUGCCCCGGCACUGGGUGGAUGCCCCCGGCUCAACCUGCACCCCACAGAACAGCCUGAGAUCCCAAAAGCCACAGGUGGUGCAGCCCCUGCAGCUCGGGGACCGAGGGGGUGGCAUGAUGGACCGGCAGGUGACUCCAGGGAAGAUGCCCCAGCAGGAGCAGCUGCUCCAAAUCCCUCUUUCCCAUGGCAACUCCACAUCUCUCCUGCCCGUGGCUGCCCCCUGGAGCAGGGCUGGAGCUGCCCCCUGCCCGCCCGGGAAGCUGCAGCACCUGCCUGGGUGUGGAGCAGAAUCCACCCAGACGAGGGCUGCUGCUGCUCCCGCAGCCUGGUGCUCCCGUUCUGGUUGUUCCCCAGCACCGCCCUCCGUGGCUCACAGCAGCCAUCUGUCACCGCCACGCUUGGCAUGGAGCAGGAGAGGGAGCUGGGAUUAGUCAGCUCUGUCCUGCCACAUCCACAGCUCGGAUCCACGCUCGGCUUGGCGAGCGGAGUGCAGGAGGGGAAAGGCACCUCCCGGGGCUGGUGGUCAGCAGGAAGGAACCGAAACCUUGCCGCGGCAGCACACGCAGGCUGAUUUUGCAGGAGGGACUUUGCUGGUGGCUUGUCCAGAGCACGGUGUGUGUCCUGCUCAAAACUCCAUCCCGCUGCUGCCCGUGGCUCCUGCAGGAUGCUCCACAGGAUCCUGAGGCUGGACCCGCUGGCUGGUGUUGGGGAAAUAUGCAGGGACCUUGAAAUCGGAUUUAGAGAGGGAUUUUGAUAAGCAAAACCACAUUUUGUCUCCAGAUGAGGCAGAGCAGAGACAUCGGGUCACCCUUGGGAGUGACCUCGAGGGGGCUGGGACAUCUUCCCCCUCUGAGUCACACAAGGGGAUGCUCGUACAUGAUGUGAUGAUUCUCGGUGUAGGAUAAGGACAAGUUUGGCUCCAUCUGUUUCCCCCUUGGAGCACGGUAGCAGGUGGCUGCCAGUCCUGCAGGCAGGGAGCAGUGGGGCUUGGACGCAGCACUGGGGCCUGGGGGCCGUUGGGGCUGAGCAGCUCAUCCCUGGGGACGUGGGGACAGCCCCGAGCACGGGCUGUGCCCUGCCAAGCUUUCAGCCUGGCUUUAUUUCUCUGCUCCACAUGGGGCCCAGCUCCCUGCAGCCUGGAGAUGCUGCACACGGGAUGUCUUGGAAUAAACUGGGGAGAUAGAUUACCUUUCCCUUCCCUCAUUCCCAUUUUUCAUGAUAGCUGCCUGGAAGCAGGAUGUCCCUGGGUGUUAUCUCACCUGUGCCAUGCACAGAGCCAUCGAUCA
Molecule: messenger RNA, 2023 nt
Organism: Motacilla alba alba
Lineage: Eukaryota; Metazoa; Chordata; Aves; Passeriformes; Motacillidae
Gene: BAIAP2
Product: BAR/IMD domain containing adaptor protein 2
Exons: 7
Coding region: 54-794 (246 amino acids)
Biological process (GO): actin filament bundle assembly; actin crosslink formation; plasma membrane organization
Cellular component (GO): cytosol; nucleoplasm
Source: RefSeq, a predicted model, not a curated record